GCAAUAAGGCAAAGCUGCGCUAGCGAACCCACCUUGGUGAAGCUGGACGCCAAAGCAGAGCGGGGAAACGAUCGUGGUGUACUCUUUUUUUUUUUUUUUUUUUUUGCCCCCCCUUCUUCCUUGCUCUUCUCCAAGCCUUUGGCCGAAGGGUCUUGGGCGGAGAGUUCCUGCGGGUAUGACCUAACAGCAAUAACCUCAAACCUUAGUCCCAAGAUCUGCCCGAGUCGCCUUCAUGAUUUGACAUUUGGUUGGCUCCGGCACUCGUCUGAAGUGCAUCGGAACACUGACGAGGGACAGGCUGUCAGCCUCCGGAGACGAAAAUGGGAUCAUGAAUUGUUUCUCAGACUCGGCAGGGACUUUGAUCAUAGACAGGGGACAACCUCAAGGGAUCGACGUUGA
Molecule: messenger RNA, 399 nt
Organism: Colletotrichum orchidophilum
Lineage: Eukaryota; Fungi; Ascomycota; Sordariomycetes; Glomerellales; Glomerellaceae
Exons: 2
Source: RefSeq, a predicted model, not a curated record